AUCCUCAUCCUUCCUUUCUCCACACCCAUCUCUCUCCCUCUGAUCUCUCUCUCUCUGGUGUGUGUGUUGUGUGGGUGGGUCAUAUAGAACGAGAAAGAAAGAUGAGCAGCCUUCUUCUUCUCUUUCUUUCUUCUCUCCUCUUCCUGCAGGGCACACAUGGCCUCUGCGUGCCUCGGCCUCACCAUUUCAAGGCCAAGCAGACGGUCCAGCCACCGGCUUCGGUGGCGCCGCCGCCGCCGGUCAAUGCCUUUGUCGUAGCCCUCUGCAAGAACAGCAGCUACCCGGACGAAUGUGUGUCUGCAGUGCGGCCGUAUCUCCCGGAAAACGGCGAGGUUGGUGCGAAGGAGAUGCUCAUCAUGCACGUUAAUGCUAGUAGGUCCAGGCUCAGUCAGGCUAAUGCCAAAGCAGACGAGGUUCUACGCGAUACAACGAUAUCACCAGAGGUGAGGACCUGCGUGGAGACUUGCAAGGAGAACUACGACGACUCCAGUAGCAACUUGGACGCCGCGUUGGACGCCAUGGCGAAGUCCGACGGCGCCACAUUGAACGUCAUGCUGAGCGCGGCCAUGACGGACGUGGAGACAUGCGACGAUGGGUUCGACGAGUUCCCCGGCUUGAUUUCGCCGCUGAGCCGACAUGAUCUGGAGCUACAACACCUUAUGAGCAAUUGCCUCUACUUCGGAACCAUUCUCUGAGCUUGGUCGGACUGGUUCGCCUCUUUUAUCUCCCAAGGUUGCUCCUAUAUAGACAAGUAUUGUCCGCUUUGUAAUGGGGAAUGAAUGGAUAUCUCAUGUAAAUAAAAAGGCAGGGCGGGCUUCCCGUGGUUAUGUUUUCCUCAUCUUCUUUAUGCAUGCCCUGCCCUCACACAUAUAUUGGCAAUUUCAUGGCCUAAUGCAAGUAUGAUGUUCUUGGAAAAAUCCCGGCAAGGAGAAACGU
Messenger RNA from Nymphaea colorata (pocket water lily), 936 nucleotides. Its product is annotated as probable pectinesterase/pectinesterase inhibitor 61. Gene Ontology annotation, molecular function: enzyme inhibitor activity. The record is from RefSeq and is a predicted model, not a curated record. The transcript has a single exon. Lineage: Eukaryota; Viridiplantae; Streptophyta; Magnoliopsida; Nymphaeales; Nymphaeaceae. Gene Ontology annotation, biological process: negative regulation of catalytic activity. The coding region runs from base 102 to 695 and encodes 197 amino acids.